GCUUCAAAACGAGGGCGUUGGCGCAUUUUACAAGGGAUUAUCAGCUGGACUGCUCAGGCAAGCUACAUACACUACCGCUUGACUCAGAUCAUUCGAGAUGCUGACGACCAAGGCUAUGGAAGCCAAUGAUGGGAAGCCCUUACCUCUAUAUCAGAAGGCAUUGUGUGGCCUGACUGCCGGUGCUAUUGGAGCCUGCUUCGGAAGCCCUGCGGAUUUGGCACUUAUCCGUAUGCAAGCCGAUGCAACUUUGUCGGCUGCUCAGCGCCGGAAUUACUCGAAUGCAUUCCAUGCUCUUUAUCGUAUCGUUGGCGUCGAAGGGGUUCUUGCACUUUGGAAAGGUGCAGGACCGACCGUAGUCCAAGCCAUGGCAUUGAACAUGGGGAUGCUUGCAUCUUAUGAUCAAAGUGUCGAGUUCAUUAAGGACUCCCUCGGCUUAGGUGAAGCCGCAACCGUGGUAGGUGCAAGUGCGGUUUCGGGCUUCUUUGCUUCAGCUUGCAGUUUACCUUUUGAUUACGUGAAAACACAGAUCCAGAAGAGGCAGCCCGAUGCCGGGGGGAAGUAUCCAUACACAGAUCCGAAAUGUUCUGUUAUGCAGAUGACCUGGAUUUUCCUCAACCAGAUUCAGAAGAUAGAGAAAAGGAUAGGGUUAUAG
Hibiscus syriacus is the source of this 652-nucleotide messenger RNA. Its product is annotated as mitochondrial dicarboxylate/tricarboxylate transporter DTC-like. The record is from RefSeq and is a predicted model, not a curated record. Gene Ontology annotation, molecular function: oxoglutarate:malate antiporter activity. NCBI's taxonomy places the organism in Eukaryota, Viridiplantae, Streptophyta, Magnoliopsida, Malvales, Malvaceae. The transcript is spliced from 4 exons. The coding region runs from base 98 to 652 and encodes 184 amino acids.